Messenger RNA from Cucumis sativus (cucumber), 2038 nucleotides. RefSeq names its product 5-amino-6-(5-phospho-D-ribitylamino)uracil phosphatase, chloroplastic. The transcript has a single exon. NCBI's taxonomy places the organism in Eukaryota, Viridiplantae, Streptophyta, Magnoliopsida, Cucurbitales, Cucurbitaceae. The coding region runs from base 700 to 1833 and encodes 377 amino acids. The record is from RefSeq and is a predicted model, not a curated record.
UCAAAUUUAAACCACAAAACUCUUCUCUUUCUUCUUCCUAAAUCCUUUCCUUAUGAUUUAUAUAUAUAUACACACAUACAGAGAGAAAGAGAAUUGAAGAUUCUUUCCUUUCGUGUUCCUCAAUAUAACCCUUAACCCACCAACCCCCCUUCUCCCUUCUCCCUUCUCCCUUCUCCCCUUAUCGUCAAUCCAAUUCCUGAUCUUCUUCUUGGUAAUUGCUUCCUGAUUCUUCUUCUUCUUCUUUCUGAUUUUUCAACUUUUUCUCUUUCUUUUUCUUCUUAUUCUUCUUCUUUCAGUUAGGUGAUUUCUAUAAAGGGGGCCCGUUUUAUUUAAGAUUUGAGCGAGCGAUACCCACCAAUUCCCUUUUGGUUGUUUCGCUUUACUCGCAUGCCCCCGUUUCCUUUUUGUGUUUUGGAAUAGUGGGUUUUGUGGAUUUUGCUCUGUUUCUUGGCAUGGUGGGAAUGUUUGUGGUAGUGUUUUGAUUAAAUUUGGUGUUAGUUGUGUUGUGUUGUUCUUUUCCCUUUCUGUCAUUAAGGACAGUUUGGGGAUCUGAAAGUUGGAUGAUUCAAUUGAUUGCCAGGAAUUCAGGUGGAUUGAUUUUUUUUUUUUUUUAUGUUAGUGUAAAUUUGGUAAGUUUGUCUAUAAUUUGAGUCUAAAGUAAAAAUUCGUAGUUGGGUUGAAGCAGUUAACUGGUUUAAGAUGGUUCAAUCGAUUGCAGCAGCUUCUCUUUUUGGUCAUCAGUUGCUAUGUGGAGGAACUUUUGUUAAGGAAACAUCCUACAAGAGGAAGAACAGCUGGUUUCCAACAUCUAAAUUUGUUGGGAAGAGACUGAUUUCAUCUCCUCCAGUUUAUGGAUUGAAAGUGGAUCGAUUAGCAGUUUUUUCAAUUAAGGCUUUAUCAUUGGAGGUGACAAAAGAGGCAUAUUCAUUCAGGGAAGAUAGAAUACCAAAGGAUUGGAACUAUGAUAUUGAUUCUGGAUUUGAUCGAAAGCCGGGUUUAUGGCCUCCUGAGAACAAAGCAGAUAAUCCUUCAUUGCACAAUCCAUUGCUUCGACAAGAAAGAAUGGGGUGUGGUUGGUUGGGUGCUAUAUUUGAGUGGGAGGGUGUGUUGAUUGAGGAUAAUCCUGAAAUUGAGAAGCAGGCUUGGUUAGCUCUUUCUCAGGAAGAAGGAAAAUCCCCUCCCCCAGCUUUUAUCCUCAGAAGAAUAGAGGGGAUGAAGAACGAACAAGCUAUUUCUGAAGUUCUUUGCUGGUCAAGAGAUCCUUCUCAAUUGAGAAGAAUGGCUGCUAGGAAGGAGGAAAUUUAUCAAGCAUUGCAAGGGGGAAUUUACAGAUUAAGAGCAGGAUCAAAAGAGUUUGUGAAUGUUCUGAUGCAUUACAAGAUUCCCAUGGCAUUGGUUUCUACCCGUCCUAGAGAAACUCUGGAGUCGGCCAUGGGAAAGAUCGGAAUCGAUGGUGAUUUCAAUGUAAUUAUAGCAGCGGAAGAUGUUCAUAGGGGAAAGCCGGAUCCAGAAAUGUUUGUUUAUGCAGCACAGCUUUUGAACUUCAUACCUGAAAGGUGCAUUGUGUUUGGGAAUUCAAACCAAACUGUUGAGGCUGCUCAUGAUGCUCGGAUGAAGUGUGUGGCAGUGGCAAGCAAGCAUCCUGUUUAUGAACUUGCGGCUGCGGACUUGGUGGUGAGGCGUCUUGAUGAGCUGACCGUCGUUGAUUUGAAGAAUCUUGCAGAUAUUGAGUCCUCUGAAUUUGGUCCUGGAGAGCCAGAGUUGGAGAUGGAGGUGGAGGAAGAUGAUGAAUCUCCAUCAACCAUCACAGCAGUUGAUGAUAUUUUCUGGUGACAAUGGCUAAAUGUACAUAAUUUAUUGUUAUGAUUCUUAACGUUAAUAGUUCAUCUGUGUAUAGAAAUUAGAAAGGGUGGGAAAUAUCUACCAAAAAGAAAAAAAAAGGAAAAAAAAAAAAGUGGUCUGCAUUGGACCAACUUAAUGGUAUAUGUACGUAUUUUUUAUUUCUGUGUCUGAAAGUCCAAUGUUUCCUUUCUGCUUC